GAGAGAGAGAGAGAGAGAGAGGGAGAGGCAGAUACGGAGGUCCACAGACAGCAGCGGCGUGCAGAGUGCAGCAUGCAGUCUGGCCAUUGACGCUGCAGUUGGAUUGAACACACAUGCACAGACAGACACACACACACACCCCUGAGGAGUGUAUGAGACAUGCCCAGGCUGUUGUCCAUGGACACACACACACUGGCAGGGCACCAGAGAGGAAAUACAGCAGACCCCUGAGCUGGAGGAGCUAUGGAGAGCAGCAUGUUUUUUGGUAACACAUGUCAAAAUGGCCUCAUGCCCACCCUGGUGCGCCCCACCCUGCCUGCCAUCCAGACCUCACUGGGCAUGAAGCAGUUUCUCCCCUUUCCAUUGGAUACGGCCACAGCCAUGAGCCUCUUCCCAGGAUUCAACACGAUGGACCCUGUGCAGAAAGCCGUCCUCCAUCACACCCUCGGCCUCCCUCCCACCGCAAAGAGAAAGCACGUCUCCUGCAGUGUUUGUCAGCUGAGGUUCAACUCACAGAGCCAGGCCUUGGCCCACUAUAAGGGGACCAAACACGCCAAGAAACUAAAAGCCCUGGACACUCCGAAGAGUAAGCUCAAAGGUUCAGUCGUCACCAAGGAAACCACCAACCAGGAGAUGGCCAAAGGCAUCAACACCUUGCAGCUCCACAACGCCACUGAUAGGAAAGAUGGCGUUCCUGGAGCAGUGCCCCUACCACUAUCCCCCGGGCUCAGACCGGCACUACCCUUGGCAUCUUUAACAACCCUCACAACGCCAACGCCGGCACCUGCGGCCUCAGCGAUACUCCCGAGCCCAACUGCAGCCGCAGCCACAGCCCCAGAGACUACCUCAGCUGCUGGAGGGGAAUUGGCUCUAGACUCACCCUCAGAACCAGACGUGCAGCCUGAGGCCGAACCCGAGGCGGAGACAGACGCGGAAACGGAGGAGGAGAAAGCUCGGCGUCUUCUGUACUGCUCGCUGUGCAAAGUGGCGGUCAACUCGGCGUCGCAGCUGGAGGCUCACAACAGCGGUACAAAGCACAAGACAAUGCUCGAGGCCAGGACCGGCGUGGGUUCCAUCAAGUCUUUCCCCCGGUCAGGAGUCAAAAGCAAACUGGCUACAACCACCAAAUCAACAACUGGCCUGCAGAACAAAACGUUUUACUGUGAGACGUGUGAUGUGCAUGUCAACUCAGAGACUCAGCUAAAACAGCAUAUCAGCAGCCGGCGCCAUAAAGACCGAGCAGCAGGUAAACCAGCCAAGCCUAAAUACAGCCCCUACAGCAAACCGCAGAAAGGCCAGACCAAGCAGCCGAUAAAGGUGUCUCUGGGUAAGGAGCGCCAGUGUUCGCCUCUGACCGCGCAGAUCAUACCUGCUCACCUGGCCGCAGUGGCAGCAGCCCUCAGCAACACGUUCACACACCGCACGAACCACGCCACCAACCACGGCCCAACCCCCGCCCUCUUCCAGACACAGACCCUCCCCGCCGCGCUGCUCCGGCCGGCCCCCGGGCCUGUCAGGACCUCCCACCCACAAGUCCUAUUUGCCCCUUACUGACCUGUCGGACCGGAGCGGUUCUGCACCGCCUCCUGUUAAGGACCAAACCAAGUGCUUCACCCAGACCAGGCCGAGGAGUCGCGUCAGCAUCUGCACUCCUUCUAUGCAUCCGGGAACAUCUUCUCACCUCUCCUCAUAUGGAUUAUCCCACAUUUACAGCUAACCGGACUCCAGUGAAGCAUUGGGCGGUAUACAGUAUGCUUUCUGUGCCAUCCUGCAGCCCAUUGCUCAUACCCGUAACCCCCGGACCUGGACCUACAUUGUACCGCAAUAAUGUAUAAGACUAACCCCAGUGAACUAUGCAGAGUCAUUAUUUCACGAUGCAAGGCACAGUUUGAGCUCAAAAAAUGCGGUAGGGAUAAGCUUUUUGUAGAGCUACAGCGUGGCACUAAGAUCAUUGCUUCAGUGGAGGAAUAAUGUUGCUCAUAAUUUAAAAGGAUGUUAAUGAUAAGAGCGAGCAAGGCCCUCCUCUGUUCCUGUAUGCACUUUAAGCCCCUCCUCUGUUGAUGUCUACAUUAGAUGGCUAGACUGGGUUAGAUUGUAUGUGUAUGUGUCGUGAUGUGUGUUUUAGUAUCUGUCCUUGCAUAUCCAUAUUGUGUGUGCAAGUGUGUGCUUCUGCGUGCGUGUGUGUGUGUGUGUGUGUGUGGGUGUGUGUGUGUAUGUGUGCGUUUAUGCUUCCCAUCCACCGUAAGCAAUCCUUGUUGAUAUCCAGCACACAUUGUCAGUGACCAUGUCUUGGGCCAGAGGGACCACACAGGCUUGUGUAUAUUAACUGUCAGUGUUUAAAAGGUGAACAAUUUCAAAUAAAAGAGUCCUAAUUUGUUAAUGCUCGUGA
Messenger RNA from Etheostoma spectabile (orangethroat darter), 2389 nucleotides. It is a transcript of the gene znf385d, whose product is annotated as zinc finger protein 385D. Gene Ontology annotation, cellular component: nucleus. Lineage: Eukaryota; Metazoa; Chordata; Actinopteri; Perciformes; Percidae. Gene Ontology annotation, molecular function: zinc ion binding; nucleic acid binding. The record is from RefSeq and is a predicted model, not a curated record.